This is a messenger RNA of Physcomitrium patens, 1085 nucleotides long. RefSeq lists its product as uncharacterized. NCBI's taxonomy places the organism in Eukaryota, Viridiplantae, Streptophyta, Bryopsida, Funariales, Funariaceae. The record is from RefSeq and is a predicted model, not a curated record.
CUGUCACCACUCUGAUUCCCACUCAGUCACGCGUUGAACAUUUUGCACCGCCUGCAGUCAGUUAAUGGCGUCUCAUCUCACAGCUUCGCUGAUACUCCCAUGAGUCCCUCCCUCCCUCCCUCGGCCCCCACACGUAUAUUACCUGACCUCCUGCUCACCUUUGGCUGCAUGUGUGCUUGCUUCUCUGCCAGUUCUCAAGUCGAGCUGCCAGUAAUCAGGUUCGUUGCAGUCAGUGCAUAUCGCGAGGAGAUUUGUGGAGAGAGAGAGGGAGGGUGAAGUGGGUGGAGAAGCGAUGGCAGUCUGUGGGAAGAAGGUGUUGCUGGUGACCCUCCUGGCGGCCCUCCUGGUGGCAUCCACUCAAGCUGCGGUGACGGUGGUGAACCUUGCACAGGCAUUGAGCAUUCUGGUGAAUGGAGCGAACGUGGACGUGAAGACCGGUAGUGUGUCGGUGGAUGUAAAGGGGGCUAAGAGUCAGGAUAUUGUGGUGAAAGGACCCGAUGGGAAGGAUAUCAAGGUGAAUGUGAAGGAUGGGGAUGUGCUUGUGCUGGUGCCGAACAUUCUGGGCAAUGGUGGCAUCAUCGUCAACGUCAAUGGCGUUCAGGCUCCUUAAAUUUGUUCAGGGGUAUCGCUAGAGACGCUGCAAUAGCCGUCCACUUCCCAUAUUUAGCCACAUAACCUGCAGACUUCGAGCGUGUAGGUUAUGUCCUUUAAGCACGUUGGGGUUGACACAACAAACGCUCUUUCGCUCAAGAGCUUGUUUGAAUUAUGUGGCAGUUUUAUAAGUUUCAAGAAGGCGGAGAAUUACUUGCCUCCGACAAUUACGUGUCUGAUAUGUUGCACGAUAAGUAAAAGAAUUGCAAGGCUUGUUCCGACAAGUUUUGCGCAUUGUCUUCAGUCUCCACUAAUUCUCGUUUCAUAGAAUAUUUCUAUUUGUGGUACUUACUGUUCACACCAUAUAUGUAACAGAAUGACACCAAGGGUACAGUGACUACCUAUGUGCCGAGAUAUAUAUGGUUGCUGGCUGCAUUCACAAGAAUAUAGCAUUCAUCUCAUACAGGGUCACAAGCUUUGCGAAUUUCAAUUAA